Messenger RNA from Eucalyptus grandis, 472 nucleotides. Its product is annotated as wound-induced basic protein. The record is from RefSeq and is a predicted model, not a curated record. Bases 129 to 272 code for a protein of 47 amino acids. The transcript is spliced from 2 exons. Lineage: Eukaryota; Viridiplantae; Streptophyta; Magnoliopsida; Myrtales; Myrtaceae.
GGCUCGCGGGGGAGAAAUCGCGAACCGAAAUCGUGAGCGAGAAGAGUUAGGGUUUUGCUUCGAAGCUCGAGAACAUACCUGUCGUUGCUGCAGCUUGCCGAAGUUUUUCCACCACCGCACCGGAGACGAUGAUCUACGACGUCAACUCCCCUCUCUUCCGAUCUUUCCUCAGCCAGAAGGGUGGCUCCUCCGACAAGAGGAAGAUGGAAGAGCAGAGGCCGAAGGAGCAUAGGCCCAAGGCCAAUGAAAAUAAACCUGUCAUGACGGAGUAAAAUUUUACUUGUUGGCAUCUCCCUUCAGAGUCAAAGGUGGACGAGCGACCGAAUGUUUCAUUUGGAAGUGUGUUUGUCUACCACAAUGUUCGAAGGGUUUACUUUUUGGAUGGGGAUUGAGGACUGAUUUCAAUAUUAAAUUUCAGUGUGGUAUUGGUUUUGUAUGGCAGGUUAAUGAAAGCCGAUUGUUUUUGCUUUGA